CCAUAUUUGGUAGGCCCAAUUGGUCCUCGAAGUCAAGCACUACUCCAUCCAUCUAUCGUUCGUACAAAUUCGACACGUAUCGUGAAAGAUGAGGUACACGUGAUUAUGGAAUAUAAACAGGGUGAAAUACUUGGUGAAUAUGUUGCACCUGCUUCGUCACGUUUCAUCACUUCGCAUGACCAGUACAGCGGAAGUGCCGUUGUGAUUGAAAUGUUUUUCAAAGCAAUAGCUCAGUUUAAUCCGGAUCUCAUCAUUCUCACCGGCGUCCAUCUUCUCCAGAAUCAGGUAAUCGAACUUGUUUGGAUAUAG
Messenger RNA from Gongylonema pulchrum, 309 nucleotides. The record is from the annotation of a GenBank genome assembly. NCBI's taxonomy places the organism in Eukaryota, Metazoa, Nematoda, Chromadorea, Rhabditida, Gongylonematidae.